Molecule: messenger RNA, 1490 nt
Organism: Suillus plorans
Lineage: Eukaryota; Fungi; Basidiomycota; Agaricomycetes; Boletales; Suillaceae
Exons: 12
Coding region: 21-1490 (489 amino acids)
Source: RefSeq, a predicted model, not a curated record
CACUGCCAGUCGUUCAGAACAUGGAUGACCCUCUAGAUGCCGCAUUUGUGACAGGGCUUUGCUAUCUUCUGGCCCCAGUAGGCUGGCAGCCAGUUAUAACAACCGUGCUCAUACUUCUGUUCACCAGCCGUACCACUGUGCAGCCUUUCCUGGCAGCUUCAAGUGUUCUUCCCAGACAUGUAGCGCUAGCACUUGAGAAAGCCAUCGAGACUUCAAUUGUGGAGUACAUCGCAUGGCUGCUCAGCUGUUCAGUUGUCAUGUACUCAAUUGACUCAUAUUGGGAGAAACUCCUCAUGAUCGUCCCCAUCCUCAUCUUUUCUGUGUGCCUCAUCUCGCAAUGGGCGAGUUGCUGCUGGCAUCAGUCACACAGCAAGACGAACGUGCCGGUGCGAGAUGUAUUCGUCACAGUCGGUGACCGUCAUCCAGAUUUGCUGUCUUUGGACCACCCGUUAUCUGAACUGGUCGUGAAUACCAAAGCUGAGCUUGCAAAGGCUCAUUCCCUCCUUUCCGAUUUUGCUACUGCCUCUGUGAAUAUACGCGGGCCUCUUGAUACCGCCUGGGCUGUCCAGAAAUUCUCCCGCCUCAUUGGCAAUCGACGGUCACAAAUCGUUCGGUUCAUGUCUCCUUGGCGAUUCAAUCCGAAUAGCCCAGUCUUUCCCCCUCCCCUCGGUCCGCGCUAUUCAAUGCUUCGUAGUGAAGCGGACAUCCCGGAAAUCCCAUGGCUAUCGCCCGUUCCUAGUGCAAUAUGGAUUGAUAGACGAUUGGCGAACAUGUGGGAAGAUGAAAGACGAACUGAACCCCCGGGAUAUAAUGAAUAUUUGGAGGCCGGAUUUUCCGGGAAAGUGGCAGACUUGCUACCAUUGGGUUUAAUUUUCAGGGAGCCCGGAGGCGACAGCUUUGAGGCGAGAUUUGCAAGACCUUUCACAAUAGGCGGAUGGUUGAAGUGGAAGUCCAGUCCUCCACCUGGAAUCUCUCCUGAGAUAUGUCUAGCCGAUGGGAAGGCAGGCAAUCUGGCUGCAGCCAGUUUGGGUCCAUAUGUUUCGCGAAUCUCCAGCCGCAGAGCAUCGCUUGGCGUAUGGGAGGCGUUCCGUCCGAAUUCCAAAACGACAUAUGGAACGCGGAUUGAUGUCAUUAUGAAGCAGCCUGUGCGAGAAAUAGGCGGUACGAAAAACUCCUCGCGGGAUGAAAAUCUCUUGUCGUGGGUGAUCAUGCAGUCGAGCGCCAUAGAUCGAUAUGCCCCUAUUUUUGUUCAUCCAGAAACUGGGCAAUUACAAGGAAACAAGGAUCCGUCGAAGGAGCCGAAGACGGGUGGUCUUAUCAUAGCUAUCACACGUAGCCAAAGUGGUGAUGCAGCCAAGGACUGCACAUGGAUAGCGAUGGGUGUGAAAUGGGGUUGCGGUAAUGCCGCGUUGAUCAUGUUUGAUGAGGUGCAUAACCGAACAGAAAAGGGCGAUUAUAUGUGGAGAGAGACUUGGAAGUGCUGGGAGUGA